AGGCAAGUUCGGUGUGGUGUACCGCUGUACGGAGAAAUCAUCCGGCCGGACGUGGGCAGCCAAGAUUCUGAAGGUGAGGGAGAAGGACCGAGAGGGGGUGAGGCAGGAGGUGGCGGUCAUGAACAGGCUGAGACAUCCCAAGUUGUUGCUGCUGUGGGACGCCUUUGACUCGCCGCGGAGGAUGGUGCUGGUCAUGGAAUAUAUCGGCGCCGGCGAGCUGUUUGAGCGGGUGAUCGGAGACGACUUUGUCCUGACAGAGCGGGACUGCGUCCACUUCCUGCGCCAGAUCUGCGAGGGCGUGGCCUACAUGCACUCCCAGUCCGUCCUUCACCUUGACCUCAAGCCCGAGAACAUUCUGUGCAUCGCCGAGAACUCCAACCGCAUCAAGAUAAUCGACUUCGGCCUGGCGCGACCUUUCCAGGAAGGUCAGAGUGUCAAGGUCAUGUUUGGCACACCAGAAUUCAUUGCCCCGGAAGUGAUUAAUUAUGACGAAAUCGGCUUCGCCACAGAUAUGUGGAGUGUGGGCGUCAUAUGCUACGUCCUAAAACUGGCAAUGCCGUGCUGGCGGUCAGUCGUCUGCUCAAGUCCAGCAGCCUCAGCAGCUUCAGCCGCAGCAACAGCAACUGUCCCGACACCCCAAGCACCCCGGGUACCCCGGACACCGCACGCUCGCUGUUCAGCCCUGACGUCAUCACGUCACGGCCCGCCCUGACAGAGGAACAGGAAGUGCCGCAAGAUUCGGACCCGGCCUCGGGAUCCAGCGAUCCAAACACUUCCUGUGAGCGACCUCUGCCAAACGGCAGCGAGCUCGUCAACGGCCCAUCCUCACAGCGAAACCUUCUCAGCAAUGACUCUGACAUUCCAAACAUACACAACAACAAUAACAACAACAACAACAACAACAGUAGUAAUAACAACAACAAUAACACGUCCAGUGAAAGCUCAAAAACAAGGGUUGUUUUGUCUGUGUUGAGAUCAGAUGUGAGCUCGGGUAACACAGACACAAACACAAACACAAAUACAGACACAAACACAAACACUUCGUCUGCCAGACAAGCUCAAGGGGCAUCCUUCCCCGACAUGGCCGGCAGCUCGCAGGAGUCUGGCGGUAUCGAACAACCCUCUUCGGACACUGGUCAACUGUCUGGUGUCAUGCCAGGCACAGCCUCGGGGGACAAAAACUUGGACAGUGGGGUAGCGGCGGAGGAGGGCGGUGGUGAUGUCGCUAGGGGUGAUACCCUUGGGGGUGAUACAGCUGGGGGUGAGGCGCCCGUGUUCCAAACCUCUCUGAGAGACUGCCAGGUGUUCGCGGGCGACGCGGUCCGGUUUGACGUCAUGGUGUCUGGCCGGCCACGCCCAACUGUCAGCUGGUUCCUGGAGGGGGAGGAGCUAGAGGCGGACUCCCGACACGUGAUGGAACAUGGCGGACGCCGCGCGGGGGAGUGCUCUCUCAUCGUUCGCGACGUGGGGGAGGGGGACGAGGGGGAGUACACGUGCCGCGCCGAGAACCUUUGUGGUCAUGUGACUUGUUCGGCAGAUUUGUCCAUUCUAGAACUGUGAAAAAAGCUCCAGACGUGGCGAAACGAGAAAGACUACACCACAAUCAUUACUGUUACCGGUUGUGAUCAUCUAUGCAAGUUUCUAGGAACUGUCAAAACACUUCUCAAGCAUCUUGAAGACAUACAUCAGAGUACUUUUUCUCUGUGAAAGAAAAACCAAAUCUCUCUCUGCGCUACUUUAGCCUCUUUAUCUGAACCAUUGGCAGUUUCUGAAUUUCAUGUGGAUUUUUAUCAUCAAUUCAUCAGUUUGAAGAUCUCUAAACCUUGUGCACGUUAAACAAAUCGUUUGACCAAUACCGUCAUACAGUAACAAAUAUGCAAUAGUUCUUUUUGACAUCCUCUGUCGUCUGUAACUCGUUCAUUUUUCUUCGUUUGACGAGAGAUUUCACUUUCCAACGACACAGUUUUUUUUCUUGUAUUUUUAGCCUUUACUAAUGUUCACCUGACUUUUUUAAAGCAAUUUUCUUGUACAGAUUUCAGAUGUUAAUGUGAAGCUUUUUGAUUCUUGUACUUGACUUGAGCACUCUUGAUACCAAACUAUUUGUUAACUUAUGCUGUCUGGAUACCAAACUAUUCGUUAACUUAUGCUGUCUGGAUACCAAACUAUUCGUUAACUUAUGCUGUCUGGAUACCAAACUAUUCGUUAACUUAUGCAGUCUCGAUACUCGAUACAAAACUAUUCACUGACUUACACAGUCGUGAUGCUCGAUUCAAACGUAUUGGCUGACUUAUGCACUAUGGAUACAAAACUGUUUGUUGACUGAUGCAGUCUCGGAAUGACACUAUAGGCUGACUUGUUGAAGCGUAUCCUACGUCUUCUCUUUCAUUGGUCUGUCAUGAAUGCUGGAGUUUUGUUUUGUUUUAAUUUAUUUUAACUUCCUGUCCGUUGUAAACGAUCAAUUCUUGUCAGGUUUUGACAAAGCAGUAUCCCGUACUGUUUUCUUUGUAUUAAUUGAUAAGUGAGCGCGUUAUCUAUAUCUGACAUGUUACAGAAAUCGUUGUUCACCUAGUUCUGAAACAUUAACACUUCUCUGUGUGCUGUUCACUUGAACAAAAUCUUUAAACCGACACAGGUGAGAACUGUGCCUGUGGUUUCAGAAAGGAACCACGUCUUUUCUGAUUUUCUUUUUCUCUCAUGCUCGCUGUCACUGUUAAUGUGUCACCGUUAAUGUGUCACCGUUAAUGUGUCACCGUUAAUGUGUCACCGUUAAUGUGUCACCGUUAAUGUGUCACCGUUAAUGUGUCACUGUUAAUGUGUCCUCUGUCAUCCCAGCUUUAAUUUUGUCCGGUCACUUUAAUGUGUUCAGUUUUCUGAUACAUCUGAGACUGUAUUGCCUACAUAAUCAAAACUGUUUACCAUUACUUGCAUAAUGUUUUGUGGCUUUUUUUUAAAAGGCCAUUCCUCACAGACACCAAAUGUGGCACACAGGGAAAGGGGGGGGGGGGGCAGUGGUAAAAGAAAAAAGAAAAUAUCUCUUGUAGUUGUCAGGAAAUAGCAAUUUUUCCCCUCGGUUCAUCACUUGGGAGACCGAGUCCUUUGAUGCAAGGUGUUGUCAAAGAAAAUGUCUCCUUUCCCCACUACUCAGCAAUAAAGAGACAAGAUGUGUUAUCUGUUUACAUAACGAUAAAAGUCAAAUGUUACAGCCAACUUUUGGUGGCAUCCUCUAGCUUUAGAUUCUGCUCUUUUCCCACUUUUUUUACUAAGUGAAUUUUUUAAAUUCUGUCUGGGAGAGUUUUUUUAAUUCAAUUAACUCAUGGUGUCAUUUUCUUGAAAUCUGUAAAACUUGGCCACUGUAGAUUAAGAAAGACAUUAGCGCAUGGGAGUCUCUAUAUUCCUUCACGACAAAGUUUAACGCUGAUUUUCUUAAACAUCCAAUUUAUCAUUUUUCUCAAUCACUCUUUACAUAGACCCUGAAGACCGUGUUACAAGGGGGUUGGGGCUUUACUGGAUUCAUUGUCCAGUCGGUUGUUACGCUCUUGCUCGGUUUUGCCUCUGUGUGACAAUAUUAUUAUGCUCUACCUCCCUUACCCCCCCCCCAACUUGUGUGACACUAUGGUGCCCCCCCCCAACUUGUGUGACACUAUGGUGUCCCCCCCCCCCCAGAUCUGAUGGCGACAAAGUUGCUCGCACAUACAGCUACUGAUCUGUGUGAAUGCCUUGACAUUUUCUGCUGCUGCUGUUUUACACUUCCGAUCCCUACACUGCUACGUUAUAUUAUAUAUAUAACUUAUCAAGAAUUAACCGUUUUAUUGUAGAUAGAUGUAGACAACAUAUAUAUAUAUAUAUAUUAUGUGAUGGGGGGCUCGUUGCCAGCCCAUAGCCUGAAAUAUGUGUCUGUUGUGAUUGUGUGAGAGAGUUUUGAUGGUAUGAGAGAGGUGUGUGUUUGCGCAAGGGCUACUAGAGACCUUGCACCGGUUACUUAAUAACCAAAUGUCUUGCCAGUCAUGACCGUCUUCUGUCCUAUCGGAGACGGACGCUAGGUUCAAAGGUCCCACCUCUUAAAUAGCCUGAUAGUGUUGAUUGGGGCGAUAAAUCCAUACACUUUACGACCACCAUCUUUGUGUUUCUGAUAGUGUUGAUAGGGGCGUUAAAUCCAUAUACUUCACAACCAUCUGCCUGUUCUUUUCCUACAAUCCUUCGAACAGUGCUAGAUCUAGAAGUGAAUGUGCCUGAACGUUUACAGAACAGAUUGUUGUGUUUAUAGGUUGUUGUUUGUUGGUUCUUUUUUGAUACAUUGUUUAAAAGUUUUAAUUGUUUCCUAUUUUUUUAAUUUUUUUUAGUAUUGUAUUUCAACUUCAACCUGUCAGAUAACACUGCUUGGGCUUGCCGCUGUCUUAUUUGAUAUCAUUUUGGAUGGCCCCAGUUCAAAUCCCCAGUGAGGUGUUCUGAAAUUUUGGGAUUUUUCAUUGGUUGUUUUUUGUUUUCCCCAAAACUUCGCUCAUUUAUUCUAUAUUUUUCUAUAUUCUUCGCUAUUUAAAAUAUGUUCUUUGUUAUGUUUCUACACACCAUCAGCCCACCCCAAUGUUCACUGUCCCAAUGUUCCCUGUUUGUCUUCCUGUGUGUGUAUGUCUCUCCCGCGCAACUUUUGGAGGUACAUGUUACAUAGUCACUGUUAACAAACACGCAUAUAUACUCAUUUAGGACAGUCGUGUGUUUGUUUGUGUGUACAUGUAUGUGUAAUCUGCUUGUGUUAUAUUUUCUGUCUGUUUGUGUUUCCAGUUACCUUUGCCCUCACCCCCUCCAUUUCUUACCACGCCUAAGAUUAAGAGUGCAAAAAAACCACUUGGUAGGUAAUCCCAUCUUCAAACAACUUUUUUUUUUCUUUUAGGGAGGAGAGUUGUUUGGGUGUUUUUUUAUUAAGGUGUAUGUUUUUGUCUUUU
Molecule: messenger RNA, 4940 nt
Organism: Aplysia californica (California sea hare)
Lineage: Eukaryota; Metazoa; Mollusca; Gastropoda; Aplysiida; Aplysiidae
Product: myosin light chain kinase, smooth muscle
Biological process (GO): intracellular signal transduction; positive regulation of apoptotic process; protein phosphorylation
Cellular component (GO): nucleus
Molecular function (GO): protein serine/threonine kinase activity; ATP binding
Source: RefSeq, a predicted model, not a curated record